UUGGUUAUUAUGUUACUACCUAUACCUUGAUAAUAUGCCAAUCUCGUACCACUAUCCCAUCCCUGUCGUCUCCUGCAUGAACGCGGAGUACAGCUCGAGAUCUUCUCCGUGUAUGUUACAUGAACCUAAUUUUUUGUCCUUGGUUUGCCUUCAUCUUGAUCGUUGUCCAUGUCGUCGACGUGGGCGAUGUCGAGUUGAUGGACGUCAGCUCCGCCAAAUAUUUCUCCAAAAGACUAGAUAAAUGCCCCAAGGCACCAAAAAAGGAGACUAUGCCUCAUCUUUUUCUUCUUGUUCUUCUUGUUUUUCUUCUUCUUCUCCUCCUCCUCCUCCUCCUCCUCUCAUGCUCUGUACCGCAAUGUCACCCCCGACAGAUCAAGACGCAUCUCUGACAGGCUAACAGUCACAAUCACAGGCAACAGGCAACAGGCAACAGACAGCAGACAGCAGGCUAAAGCCUAGCUCGGGCUCUUCCCCCCUUCCAAAAGGACUUGAAUCGAAUCGACU
Penicilliopsis zonata CBS 506.65 is the source of this 504-nucleotide messenger RNA. RefSeq lists its product as hypothetical. The record is from RefSeq and is a predicted model, not a curated record. The transcript has 2 exons. The coding region runs from base 120 to 389 and encodes 89 amino acids. Lineage: Eukaryota; Fungi; Ascomycota; Eurotiomycetes; Eurotiales; Aspergillaceae.